Messenger RNA from Penicillium crustosum, 255 nucleotides. RefSeq lists its product as uncharacterized. Lineage: Eukaryota; Fungi; Ascomycota; Eurotiomycetes; Eurotiales; Aspergillaceae. The coding region runs from base 1 to 255 and encodes 84 amino acids. The record is from RefSeq and is a predicted model, not a curated record. The transcript has a single exon.
AUGCCCGACCAUAUCUCCAGCAUCUGUGCCAAUCAUGUGGCCAAAAUUCCGUUUGUAUUAGCAUCAGAAAAGUACAAUCGACAGUUCUGGAAGGUCCUCUUACAUACCAUUGUGCUAGGAACGAAGCUGCUAGCUCGAUCUGCUGCUCUUCUUGCUGCCCUCAGCCUGAGGAUGGGGAUUGUGCCGCUCAUUGAAGUAGCAGAACAGGAGAUGCUUGCAUUCAAAGACAGACGGAAUGACCCUGCAAUACCUUAA